Molecule: messenger RNA, 5822 nt
Organism: Micropterus salmoides (largemouth bass)
Lineage: Eukaryota; Metazoa; Chordata; Actinopteri; Centrarchiformes; Centrarchidae
Product: signal-induced proliferation-associated 1-like protein 1
Biological process (GO): activation of GTPase activity; regulation of small GTPase mediated signal transduction
Cellular component (GO): cytoplasm
Molecular function (GO): protein binding; GTPase activator activity
Source: RefSeq, a predicted model, not a curated record
CCAGGGGGGAGGCUGCCUGAAUGAUCUCAUCCCUCCAGCAGCUGCAUAGCGCAGCGAGGCAAACCCGUAACUUUGUAUCAAACUUCCAAGUUGCCUUUCGUGUGAGACACCGGCGCAUUUUCGGUUUGAACCGGAGCGAACACGUUCCCCGCGAAGGAUAGUGGGUUUGGAGUUUGGAGAGAAAAAUGCCAAGCAGCAGUGUUGACACAGUUGAGGAAGCAGUAUGCAGGCCUGAGUGCUGAAGAGGUGGGGUUGCCCCUUCCCUUUUUCUGCCUCUUCCCUUGUUGAUCCAGACAAUCAACCUGCUCAUGAAGUCAGGGAGCAGCAUCCCAUUCCAGAGGCAGCGAUGCCUCCCUGCUAAGUGCCUUUAGCCAUUGGCACUGGUGUCAUGACCAGCCUGAAGGGCCCACCCAUGGAGCGCACCGUUGGGGGUUAUCCCGCCACUGAUGAGUUUUACACCCGCCACCUCCGUAUGGUCAAUGGAGGGGCUGUUCCAACCCGCACAGAUAAUGUCCAUGCCACUGUGAGCACAGGAGUGCCUAAAAUGGGUGUCCGGGCUCGGGUGGCUGACUGGCCCCCAAGGAAAGACAUUGCAGGGGUUGUGUGGAACUCCGCUACAGAGCCUGAGAACUCUGGUGUGCCCUCUGCUACAAAAAGUCACAUUAAGUUAGGCUCUAUAAUGAGCCCUCAGGACUCGUCAAUGCUGCGUAACAUUCACAAUACUUUGAAGAAUCGAACCCAUGCCCAGGGUAACAACUACAGCCCGGACACCCGUUACCUAGUCCCAGGAGACUACAGAGGUCCUGCACAUAGAAACCCACGACAGAGACGCAUCCGUCAGCGCAGCAACAGUGACAUGACCAUCAGUGAGAUGGAAGGCAGUGGAGACAGUGGAGAGGAUUGGAGUCCAACAUCGGGAGCCAAAUGGUCCCCUCUUCAUCGUGAAUAUGGUAGCACCUCCUCAAUAGAUCAGCAUGGAGCAUCUGGAGAGAGCUUCUUUGAAAUGCUUAAGGGCUAUCAAGGGGACAAAUUUGACCAGCGGAGCCCUGCUCCAGAGAAACUGGAGGACAUGCUAAAUGUUGGGCCCAAACUGACCAACGUUGAUCUUCAGGAGGAUCCCACAGAAGGCAAGCCUCCUAAAACCAAGGACAGAGAUAAGCCCCCUAAGAGAAGAACUAAAUCCGAGACAGGGAAUGAGUCUAUAUUCCGUAUACUUCGGAACGUGCGGGGUGAAUCAGACUCCCCCAGAACAGGGUCUGACAUAGAGGACAGCCGGACAGAGGACAUGGGCCCCCCUCUCAAGCCCUGGGUGUGUCAGAAAGGCUUUGCACACUAUGAUGUUCAAAGCAUGCUGUUUGACCUCAACGAAGUUACUCAGUUACGGCAGAUUGCAGGCAAGAGGAAAAAUACCACCACAGGGGCAUCUGCUGCCGCUGUAGCCUCGGCUACCUCCACCCUCUCGUCCACACACAGCCUGCCUUACAGCUCCCCAAGUGGAAGCCAGGAAGAGCUCAGUUCGAGGGACAGUCCUGGCCUGGACGCAGGAGAUGAACAAAGCAAUGAAAUGCUGCUAAGUUGCCCCUGCUUCCGCAAUGAGAUAGGUGCCGAUGGCAAUGGGAGGCGUAGAUUGGGAGCAGGCGGGGUAGGUUAUCAUGGGCUUGUGGGUGGUGGUGGAGCAGGUAACAGUGGCUCAGGGACCCUGAGUGGGGAAGGAAACUUAUAUGAAACAUCUGUGAGCACGCACUGCACAAAUGCUGGAGUAGCAGUGCUAGAGGGCCCGAAGGAAGGCCCCAGCACACUCAGUGAAAAGGGCAAACAAUACAUUGUGGAGCAUGUGGACCUGGGAGCCUACUACUAUAGGAAGUUCUUCUACCUUAGGGAGCACUGGAACUACUUUGGGAUGGACGAGGCGCUGGGUCCAGUGGCAGUGAGCUUGCGCAGGGAGAAGCUGGAGGAGGACAAGGAGCACGGCCAGCAGUAUAACUACCGCCUCAUCUUUAGAACCAGCGAGCUGACAACUCUUCGAGGUUCCAUCCUGGAGGAUGCAGUGCCUUCCACCUCUAAGCACGGCACCACCCGCGGGCUGCCCAUCAAAGAGGUACUGGAGUACAUUCUCCCUGAGCUGGAUCUGUCCUGCCUCAGACUGGCACUCAACACACCCAAGGUCACUGAGCAGCUGAUGAAACUGGAUGAACAAGGGCUGAGUUUUCAAGUGAAGGUCGGGGUGAUGUACUGCCGAGCCGGCCAGAGCACUGAGGAGGAGAUGUACAACAACGAGACGGCUGGUCCCGCCCUGGAAGAGUUUCUCCAACUGUUGGGGGAGAAGGUUCGCCUCAAGGGCUUCACCAAGUACCGAGCCCAGCUGGACACCAAAACGGAUUCCACAGGCACUCACUCUCUAUACACGACUUACAAGGACUAUGAGAUCAUGUUCCAUGUGUCGACUCUGCUGCCUUACACACCCAACAACAAACAGCAGUUGCUGAGGAAGCGCCACAUAGGGAACGACAUAGUGACCAUCGUGUUCCAAGAACCUGGCGCUCACCCCUUCACCCCCAAGGUCAUUCGCUCUCACUUUCAACAUGUCUUCAUCAUUGUACGGGUGCACAAUCCCUGCUCUGACAACACAUGCUACAGUGUGGCUGUCACCCGUUCCCAGGACGUUCCCUUGUUUGGCCCACCGAUCCCCAAAGGCGUGACCUUCCCAAAAUCCACUGUCUUCAGGGACUUCCUGUUGGGCAAAGUCAUCAACGCUGAGAACGCAGCCCACAAGUCAGAUAAGUUUGGUGCCAUGGCAACACGCACACGGCAGGAGUAUCUGCGGGACUUGGCAGAGCGUCAUGUAACCAGUACUCCAGUAGAACCCACUGGAAAGUUCCCCUUCAUCUCUCUGGCACACAAACGACGGGAGAAGGUGCGCCCAUACAGUGGGGCGGAGCUCCGGAGCCUUGGGGCCGUGACCUGGCAGGUCCAUGCUGAAGACCAGGUAGCCGGAGCCGAACGCGAAUGCCUGUUGGCCAUUUCAAAUGACUUCAUCAUCUUAUUGGAUCAGGAGGCCAAAGCGGUCGUGUUUAACUGCGCCACGCGUGAUGUGAUUGGUUGGUCAACGGGGAGCCCCGCCUCCAUGAAGAUCUACUAUGAGCGUGGUGAGAGUGUAUCACUGCGCUCCAUCAAUAACAACACGGAAGACUUUGGAGAGGUUGUCAAAAGACUGGAGCUGUUGACCAAGGGCAGUCAGACCACAGAGAUGACCCUGCGCCGUAACGCCCUGGGCCAGCUGGGCUUUCAUGUCAACUUUGAGGGCAUUGUCGCUGAGGUGGAGCCCUAUGGUUAUGCUUGGCAGGCUGGGCUCAGGCAGGGCAGCCGAUUGGUGGAGAUUUGCAAGGUGUCGGUGGCUUCACUGUCUCACGAGCAGAUGAUCGACCUGCUCAGAACCUCUGUUACUGUCAAGGUGGUCAUCAUUCCCCCACACGAGGACUCCACACCACGCAGAGGCUGCUCAGAAAUCUACCACAUGCCACUAGUGGAUUACAAGAACCACAAGGAGGGCAUGCCCUACGAGUUAAAGUUCCCCUUCCGCCCCACCAACAACAACACCAACACCAAGUGGCCGCGUACCUCAUCCAGCCCUCAAACACGAGCUGCCGGCACUGGGGGAACGCUGAUUAAGGCUCCACCUUCAGACUUCAGUGACCGCAACUCUGCUGCUAUUCCCCGAAGUGUGUCCAGCGAUGGGCGGCCACUCAACCCCAAAAGAUAUUCGCCAGGGAACGACAACUACGCUCUUGCCUGCUCCAUUGUGAUGGGUCGAACGAUGCACAACAUAAACUCCCCUUCCAGCCUCUCCUACACAGACACCAUGAGCUCCAACCACUGGAGGCAGAAGUCGAUGCCUGAUGGGUUUAAUAACAACUGCCAGUCCCCUGUGUCAUCUACACGACAUGUGUCAGGUGAGGGGAUCAAUGGGAUCAAAGCAGGCUCUAGCACUGGUAUUGCAUGGUCCCGACCUGGGGAGGGGGAAGCAGCCAGUAGACAGGGUGACAAAACCAGUGCGGACACUGUUGUUUCCAAGGCAGUGAUUCCUCGACUUCAACCGUCAGAGCAGAGCAGCCACAUGUCUCCCAACAAAAGCACUAAGCCGGAUGGUCCGUAUUCAUCCAGCCAGUCAAGUAGCAAUACUCUCUCGAGCAACGCCUCCAGCUCCGCCCACAGCGAUGAGAAGUGGUAUGAAGUGGGCUCACGUUCAGGAGUGCGGAGCGAUCUUGAGCUCAACAGCUAUCUUCAGGGCACGUCAACCGACAGUGGCAUCGACGCCUCCUCGUUCACUGCCACACAAAGCAGCACAGCUUCCUCAACCGGUGCCUUCCGGACCAAAGACAAAAUCCCAUGGCAGGAGGACGCAGCUGGCAGCCAGAGGGCCACAGACACUCCACCUCCAAUACCAGACUCACUUGUCGCUAUCGGAGGCAGUGAGAUCCCAGCGAAGAGUCCAACAGGUUUUCCCCUAGUUCACGAUAGUGGCUCCUACAACCUGAGUGAUGCCGCCUCCCACUCCAGCACCCUAAGCUCUGGCCACUCAGGGAGUCCGAUGGGCUGCAGCCCCAUGUCGCCACAAGACGAGGCAGCCGCUGCAGCCACCUCACCCACAUCCCCGAACUGCCAGUCCCCGGGGACCAAGAGUUUCUACCCUCGUCAAGGAGCGACCUCGAAGUACCUGAUUGGCUGGAGGAAACCUGGGGGAACGGUCAACUCUGUGGACUUUGGCAGCACUCGCAAACGGCACCAGAGCGAUGGUCUGCUGGGUGGUCAGCCGCAGCUCAGGGCCAAUCUCCGGGGCUGCCAGUCGCCCCAGCGGCACACUGCCAAGUCCAGCCUGGAAGAAGACUUGAAGAAGCUCAUCACACUUGACAGCCCUCCACCUACUACAAGUGAAGAGAAGCCAUUGUUUCCUGGUCCGCCUCCCACCCGUCGCUCCCUCCAGAGAACCCUGUCAGAUGAGAGUAUUUACAGUGGGCAGAGGGAGCCAUCCUCCAGUGGACAGCGUGACACGCCUACUGACCUUCUGUUCAGCUGCUCCACCAUGCCACGCUCACCCACCACUCGCCAUGGACCAAGCCAGCGAGCGUCACACAAAUCCCUGGGAGACCUGUCAGCCCCAGAGAGCUCAGAGCUGGAACAGGAGAAGAAGAGGCAGCAGCUGCAGGACGCUGUCCUCAUGCCCCUUCCUGACACUGGGGCAGAUGGCCCGCUGGACUGGGCCCACCUGGUAGACGCUGCCAAGGCCUUUGAGGAGCAGAGGCUGGUCUAUCUAGCAGCCCAAGAGGAGAGCUCCAUGCCUGAGAACGCAGCAGCCACCAGCCCCCAGCAGGCAGAGCCUCAGGCAGCCCCGCUGAGACAGCCAUCGCCUGGAGAGACUCCAGCCUGCCUGAUGGGGAAGGUCAGUCAGCUGGAGUCAAUGGUGAAGGUGCUACAGGAGGACUUGAAGAAGGAGAAGGACGCCAAAGCAUCACUGCAGGCUCAGAUCCAGGGCCUGCGAGAGGACAACCAGCGUCUCUUGGAGGAGUCCUACAGCGCCUCAGCCAAGCUCAAAAAGUUCACCGAGAUAUAGUGGAGAGUGAAAGGACCAAUAUCAAAGAUAAACAGGGGAUAAGACUGGACAAAGACCACAAGCCAGGAUCAGACGAAUGAGCCCGGACCCCUAGCACAGCAGAUUGCCCCUGCACCUUCAUUCUUAACAUGUGUGACAGCAUGUGAUUCUGUUUCCAUUGAGCUGUGAUGUGUAAAAAUGUUUAUAUCUAUUAAAGAUAUUUUGUUGAAUUACA